Messenger RNA from Salvia splendens (bonfire salvia), 1772 nucleotides. Its product is annotated as trihelix transcription factor ASIL2. The transcript has 2 exons. Lineage: Eukaryota; Viridiplantae; Streptophyta; Magnoliopsida; Lamiales; Lamiaceae. The coding region runs from base 504 to 1415 and encodes 303 amino acids. The record is from RefSeq and is a predicted model, not a curated record. Gene Ontology annotation, molecular function: transcription cis-regulatory region binding. Gene Ontology annotation, cellular component: nucleus.
AGAAACCCUAGUCGUCGGCAGGUAAGAAUGGAGCCGGGAGGGCAAAAACGUCAUUACGGAAGAGCACACGGCAAUUGCAUGACCGGACAAUUCCAAACCCACGCUCCUCGUCAUCGGCCCAUUCACCCCGUGCGUCUUCUCCCUCUAAUUUUCCGCCUAAAAUAAGCCCAAACCAUUUGUUGUUUAAUUUCACAGACAAAAACAUUCACCAAAAAAUUCAAAUUCAAAUCCAAUCCAAUCAAAUCAAUCAUCGCUAACCCACAGACGUUACGUGACGCAGUUACCAAUGACAUUUCGGCCGAAUUCGCGUGACCGUCGUUCUCACGCGCUCCCCCCCGCCGAUGCCGAUACCCCCUCACCAGUCGGCCCUAUCCCUCUCCUUUUUACCCCAAACCAAUUCCAUAUCAUCAUCUCUCCCCUUCCCCUCCCGCCGCCUCUCCUUUUCCGAUUCCUUCCUCUCUCAGAUCUCGACGCUCAAUUGGAUUUGCUAGCCUCGUCUACCCAUGGGCGAUUUGACGGAAUCUUCCACUCCUCAGCCGCCGCGCCAGGGCCCAUUCCGCGAGGACUGCUGGACGGAGGAGGCCACUUCCACGCUCGUUGAUACCUGGGGGCAGCGUUACCUCGAGCUCAACCGAGGUAACCUCCGCCAGAAGGAUUGGCAGGAGGUGGCCAAUGCGGUCAACGCGCUCCACGGCCAUACGAAGAAGACGCGCCGCACCGAUGUGCAGUGUAAGAACCGGAUCGAUACUCUGAAGAAGAAGUACAAGACCGAGAGGACCAGGAUCGCUGAAUCUAACGGAGCCCUAACGUCGUCCUGGCCGUUUUUCUCCACUCUGGACCACUUGAUCGGAUCUAAUUUCAACAAGCACCUGCAGAGUAAGGUGAUCACCUCCGCCGUUCCGAUUUCGUCGGCUCAAUCUUCGCCGCCGUUGUCUCUUCCUGCUCCGCCGCUGGCUGUGCCGUUAUCCUAUCGCAAACCGAUGUCUCCUGCAAUGGUGACGCCGAUUAGUCUGCAAAAGCGUCCGAUGCUGUCUCCGGCUAUGGACAAAUCGUUCUUUAGGAAAAACUACUCAGCAAUGGCUGCUGCAGCUGCUGCAGCUGACGAUGAAGCUGAUGAUGAGGAUGAGUUGGAGGGUGAUGAGGUGGAGGGCAGCGAGGAUGGUGCUGAAGAGGAGGAAGAGGUAGGGCAAGAAGGGACGAGGAGACUGGCCAAGGCUAUAGAGAAGUUUGGGGAAAUUUUUGAGAAGGUAGAGGGUAUGAAGCAGAGACAGCUGGUGGAGUUGGAAAAGCAAAGGAUGCAGUUUGCUAAAGAUUUGGAGGUUCAAAGGAUGCAGUUGUUUAUGGAUACACAGGUCCAGUUAGAGAAGGUCAAGCGGGCAAAACGACCUGGAUCUUCUGAUGAUAUGUAUAGCUAGUGCGGACUGAGUUGUUGUGCAAUCCUUGGCAGGGUUGAGCGCUGAGCAGCUGAACAAUAUGGUAUUUCUUCUUGUUGAUGGCUGAAGAAGAUUCUUUAGUCGGGAAAGGAAUUGAGUAGCUAAUUUUUAAGUAGAAGAGAGAUUCAUGUCAAUGUUAGGGUUCCUUAUGAUUAAUCUACUAUUGUCUGCCCCAUAUGUUUGGCCUGUUUAGGAUCAUUAAUUUUUAUUCUUCUGAGUGGAUAUAGAGGAAUUUUUAGUGUUUGAAUAUGUAUAAUCCUUCGCAUCUGUUGAUGUACCUUCUAUGAUGAAUUGUUAAUGUAGUAGGAUUAUGUUUUCAAUAUAUGAAGUUUCUGGUAA